UGUAAAACGGAACGUUACCGACAAUUACAUGAAAGAAAUCAUGUGGAAAUUAUUUCACUCACGCCUAUUUCAUUUCGUCGAAAUAUUAGGAAAGCAAUGAUGUGUUGUGACGAUAGUAUAUUGAUAAUUUUUGCAAAAGAUACCUGGGAAAGUGUGCGGCAAGCGUAAAUAUCAAUUCAGUCCCUACAAAAUGUUUCCGCUGUGAUUUAAUCAAUCAUGACUACAAUGAAGAAUCCUAAUUCGCCGUCUUCUAAGCUUGCUCUUCUCAAUCACAUCAAAUACGAACAUCUGGUCGCUGGAAUAUCUGGUGGCGUUACCUCUACUCUAAUCUUGCACCCUUUGGAUUUGAUUAAAAUUCGAUUUGCUGUAAAUGACGGACGCACAGCAACAGUUCCGCGAUAUGACGGCCUUGGCAGCGCUUUCGUGACCAUCGUGAAGAAGGAGGGCUUCCGAGGGCUGUAUAGGGGUGUGACGCCGAACAUCUGGGGCUCGGGGUCCGCAUGGGGCUUUUAUUUCUUAUUCUACAACGCCAUAAAGACAUGGAUACAAGGCGGCAACGCGCGAACCCCCCUAGGGCCGGGUCUACACAUGCUGGCCGCUGCGGAAGCGGGCAUACUGUCCCUUAUCAUGACGAACCCGAUAUGGGUGGUGAAGACCCGCCUUUGCUUGCAGUACAGCGGCGAACAUUUGGCCGAGAAUAAGAGAUAUAACGGCAUGAUAGAUGGCCUCAGUAAGAUUUAUAGGACGGAGGGGAUACGCGGGCUGUAUAGGGGUUUCGUCCCGGGCAUGUUCGGCGUGUCGCACGGCGCCCUGCAGUUUAUGACAUACGAGGAGAUGAAAAAUAGGUACAACCAAUACAGGAACCUGCCUAUUGACAUCAAAUUGACGUCGCUGGAGUACCUGACGUUCGCGGCGGUGUCCAAGCUGCUGGCGGCGGGCGCCACGUACCCGUACCGACACUACACACUACACACUGCUCACUGCUCACUACACACUGUACACUGACCGUGUCGCUGGUUGCAGACGUCGCUGGAGUACCUGACGUUCGCGGCGGUGUCCAAGCUGCUGGCGGCGGGCGCCACGUACCCGUACCGACACUACACACUACACACUGCUCACUGCUCACUACACACUGUACACUGACCGUGUCGCUGGUUGCAGACGUCGCUGGAGUACCUGACGUUCGCGGCGGUGUCCAA
This is a messenger RNA of Colias croceus (clouded yellow), 1199 nucleotides long. RefSeq names its product mitochondrial folate transporter/carrier. Lineage: Eukaryota; Metazoa; Arthropoda; Insecta; Lepidoptera; Pieridae. Gene Ontology annotation, biological process: nucleotide transport; folate import into mitochondrion. The coding region runs from base 217 to 1005 and encodes 262 amino acids. Gene Ontology annotation, molecular function: FAD transmembrane transporter activity; folic acid transmembrane transporter activity. The record is from RefSeq and is a predicted model, not a curated record. The transcript is spliced from 5 exons. Gene Ontology annotation, cellular component: mitochondrion.